Molecule: messenger RNA, 1737 nt
Organism: Penicillium diatomitis
Lineage: Eukaryota; Fungi; Ascomycota; Eurotiomycetes; Eurotiales; Aspergillaceae
Product: xylulokinase
Exons: 2
Coding region: 1-1737 (578 amino acids)
Biological process (GO): D-xylose metabolic process; xylulose metabolic process
Cellular component (GO): cytosol
Molecular function (GO): D-xylulokinase activity
Source: RefSeq, a predicted model, not a curated record
AUGGCUUCACAAUCCCCCCUCUACAUCGGGUUCGACCUCUCGACCCAGCAGCUCAAGGGCGUCGCCGUCAACUCCGACCUCAAGGUAGAAUACCUGGCCAAAUUCGACUUUGACGCCGACUCGACCGGCUUCUCCAUCAAAAAGGGCGUCAUGACCAACGAGGCCGAGCACGAGGUGUUUGCCCCCGUGGCGCUGUGGCUGCAGGCCAUGGAUACCGUGCUCGAGAGUCUGCGUAAGCAAGGAAUGGACUUUGGCCGGGUCAAGGGGAUCAGUGGUGCGGGCCAGCAGCACGGCAGUGUCUACUGGAGCUCGAAUGCGGAGCAAUUGCUGCAGGGGCUGGAUGCGAAGAAGACGCUCGAGGACCAAUUGUCCGCGGCGUUCUCGCAUCCGUAUAGUCCGAAUUGGCAGGACGCGAGUACGCAGAAGGAGUGUGAUGAGUUUGAUGCGGUGCUGGGAGGGCCCGAGCAGCUUGCGCAGGCGACGGGGAGCAAGGCGCAUCACAGAUUCACGGGUCCUCAGAUCUUGCGAUUCACGCGAAAACACCCUCAGGUGUACGAAAAGACAUCGCGGAUCUCCCUGGUCUCUUCUUUCAUUGCCUCUCUCUUCCUCGGCCACAUUGCGCCCUUUGACAUCUCGGAUGUCUGUGGCAUGAACCUGUGGAAUAUCAAGCAGGGCGGCUAUGAUGAGAAGAUUCUCAAGCUGUGCUCCGGCACGUUCGACGUCGAGGGUCUCAAGAACAAGCUCGGCCCUCUCUACGAAGAUGGCGGCAAGCACCUGGGCUCGGUUCACUCCUACUAUCGCGAGCGCUACGGCUUCAGCCCCGACUGUACCGUGAUUCCCGCCACGGGCGAUAACCCCGCCACCAUCCUGGCCCUGCCCCUGCGUCCCUCGGACGCCAUGGUCUCCCUGGGCACAUCGACCACCUUCCUCAUGUCGACUCCCAACUACAAGCCCGACCCGGCCACUCAUUUCUUCAACCACCCUACCACCGCCGGUCUGUACAUGUUCAUGCUCUGCUACAAGAACGGCGGCCUCGCACGUGAACACGUCCGCGACGCGAUCAACGACACCUUCCACGAUCCCUCCCUCGCGCACAGCUGGACACACUUUGAUGAAAAGGCCCUCUCCACCUCCCCCAUGGGCCAAACCUCCCCAACCUCCCCCAUGAAGCUCGGCCUCUUCUUCCCCCGGCCCGAAAUCGUCCCCAACCUGCGCGCCGGCCAAUGGCGCUUCACCUACGACCCAACGACCGGUGCCCUCACCGAGUCCACCGGCCUUUCUACCUGGAACACCCCGCACGACGAGGCCCGCGCCAUCAUCGAAAGCCAAAUGCUCUCCUUACGCCUGCGCUCCCGCGGCCUCACCCACAGCCCCGGGCCCGGUCUCCCGCCCCAGCCGCGCCGCGUCUACCUCGUCGGCGGCGGCUCCAAGAACAAGGCCAUUGCCAAGAUUGCCGGUGAGAUCCUGGGCGGCGUCGAGGGCGUGUAUAAGCUCGACAUUGGCGAUAAUGCGUGCGCGUUGGGGGCGGCGUACAAGGCCGUGUGGGGCAUUGAGCGGGCAGAGGGCCAGACCUUUGAGGAGUUGAUCGGGCAGCGGUGGAAGGAGGAGGAUUUUGUCGAGAAGAUUGCGGAGGGGUAUCAGGAGGGGGUGUUUGAGUUGUAUGGGAAGGCGGUUGAGGGGUUCGAGGCGAUGGAGAAGAGGGUUUUGGAUCAGGUCCGGGCGGAAAAGCGUGCGUAG